AACCAAAUUAUUGAUUCAUUUCAUUAUAACAUCAUAUAACGAUACAAGAAGCAAAAUCAUGCUUUUAAAAACAUAAACAUAAAAUAAAGUUGAACUGAGAAGAGAGCUCUUCUUGUUCAAGGAUCUUCAUUUUUUGUUUUCAUUUUUAUCAGUGAGAAAGGUUCUUUCUUAACCCACCAUAUACAGAUAUUCUUUCUUCAUUUUCAUACGUGCUUUCUCUGUUUUUACAAGUUCACCAGUGAGUGAGAGUAUGAUCAGUUGGUCAACUUUUUGAGUGUGAAGUUUUAGAAUGGAGUCCAACAAACUUUCUUUCUGCCUGUGAUGCAAAUGCAGGUUUUAUUCAGAAAACAAAGAAGACGACUAGCUUUUUAAGUUUUAAGCUCGGAUUUAAAGCGUGGUUGGAUUCUGUUUGACUUGUGGAAGCUCAAAGGUUUCUGAAAGGGAGCCGACUAUCCUGGUUUUCUACACAAAAAAGGCCCCUGUCAAGAAAUAUUGAUAUAGAAAACAGCAUUACUUGAGAAGUUAACAAUGGGACUGGUAGAUCUCUUCCUCGUGGCACUGGUACCAGUGUUGAAAGUACUAUUGGUAACUGGUGUUGGUUUACUGCUUGCAUUGGAGCGCAUUAAUAUCCUGGGGCCAAUAGCUAGACACCAUUUGAACCUUCUUGUAUUUUACGUCUUCAGUCCUGCACUCGUGCUUUCCAACUUGUCUGAAACAAUUACUCUUAAAAGUUUAACUACGCUGUGGUUCAUGCCGGUGAAUAUCCUUCUUACAUUCAUACUUGGCUCUGCUCUCGCUUGGGUUCUUAUUAAAAUCACUAAAACUCCUCCACAUCUGCAAGGCAUUGUCAUUGGUUGCUGUUCUGCGGGAAAUUUAGGGAACUUGCCUCUCAUUAUUGUUCCAGCAGUGUGUGAAGAGGAAAAUAGUCCAUUUGGAGAUUCAUCUGUUUGCUCUACAGAUGGAGAGGCUUAUGCUUCACUUUCCAUGGCGGUUGGAGCAAUUUAUAUAUGGUCUUAUGUCUUUAUUAUUAUGCGAGUGUAUGCAAGUAAAAACACUAAACAUUCUACUACAAAUGACUCCACUAUCAACAUAAGGUCUUCUGGAGAAACCUCAGAAACACUUCCAGAGACAGAAGCACUUCUUCCUUCAAGGGAACAAAGCUAUGUUGACGAUUCAUAUCAAGUUGAACUGCCUUAUGCUAAAUGUGAAGAAAAGGUGCCAACAUUUAAGAAGAUUACUCAGUGCGUCAAAGUGUUUGCAGGCCAGAUGAAGUUGAAGAUGUUGUUCAACCCCUCUACUAUUGCAGCAAUCAUUGGCUUUGUCAUUGGAAUAAUAACUCCACUUCGGAAGGCAAUGAUUGGCGAUAGUGCUCCUCUUCAUGUGGUUAUCAGUUCUGUCUAUUUGAUGGGGGAGGCACUGAUUCCUUCAAUGACUUUGAUUAUAGGAGCAAAUCUUCUUGCAGGUUUGCAAAGAACAGAAGUUGGUAUACUAGCCAUUAUUGGGAUUAUAGCUGUUCGGUAUGUUAUUUUGCCUCUGUUGGGUAUAGGCAUUGUUAAAGCUGCACACCAUUUUGGAAUGGUGGGAUCGAGUUUAUUGUAUCAGUUUAUUCUUAUGCUUCAGUAUACUCUUCCACCUGCAAUGAAUGUUGGUGUUAUUUCCCAGUUAUUUGAAGCUGGUGAGAGUGAAUGUUCUGUUAUUAUGCUCUGGACUUAUGCCGUUGCUGCAUUCUCUCUUACACUUUGGUCAACCAUCUUUAUGUGGCUUCUCUCUUGAAUUCCUAUAUAUUUCUUUUUAUAUGUAUGCAUUUCAAUUUUUUUUUUCUUUCUCUUUUAAUAAUUUUUUAUUUGCCACGGGCCAUGAAGGAUAUUAAUAUUAUUGCCCAAAAAAAAAAAAUUAAUGUAUGAGUAAA
Messenger RNA from Ziziphus jujuba (common jujube), 1909 nucleotides. RefSeq names its product protein PIN-LIKES 3. The record is from RefSeq and is a predicted model, not a curated record. Gene Ontology annotation, cellular component: membrane. Lineage: Eukaryota; Viridiplantae; Streptophyta; Magnoliopsida; Rosales; Rhamnaceae. The coding region runs from base 529 to 1773 and encodes 414 amino acids. The transcript is spliced from 11 exons. Gene Ontology annotation, biological process: endoplasmic reticulum to cytosol auxin transport.